GGAUUUGCCGUUUUUCCUCCCUUGGAUGUCCUUGGGAUUACAGAAACAAGGGAUGGUGAAUACAUUAAAUCCAGAUUAAGUUUAGCUGGAUGCAGCGGAGCCAUCAACAGGGAAGAGCAACACAUGAAAGCAAGAAAGAGGACGGCGGGGGAAAGCCAGAGACUCACCCUGCCCCUGUUCAUCUCUGUGGUUUGCUGGAGUAUGUUUCACCUCUUCUCUUACUGCUGGUCUUGGCUGCAGGCUAUCCAAGAGCCAAUGAGGAAAGUGACCAUCCUUGUCCUUGGCCUAGACAGCGCAGGAAAAAGUUCCCUGGUGAAAGAAAUCCAGAGAGUCCUCUCCUGUGAAGUUCUUCCCAUCACGAAGCCAAACCAGACAGCACUCAGGGUGGACAGGUUUGAGGUGUCCCUCAUUGACCUGCCUGGUGGACAGCAGUCCUUGGGAUCCUGGAGGGACCAAUACAGCACUGCACAUGGGAUUAUCUUUGUGCUUGACUCCAGCGAUGUGGCAAGGAUGGAAGAGGCCAAGAAGACUCUCUCCCGUGUUCUGGGGCACCCCAAAGUUUCAGGAAAGCCUCUGUUACUGCUGGCAAACAAGCAGGACAAACUGGAUGCUCUCUUGCCCUGUGAGAUCAUUGAGUGCCUGUCUCUGGAAAAGUUGGUGAAUGAAAACAAGUCGUUGUGUCGAAUUGAACCAUGUUCAGCUUCCAAAAGGCUUCCCAAAAUCCAAUGCUGGACCAUCGUUCAAGGGCUACAUUGGCUAUUGCGUACAAUUGCCACCAACUACAGUGUGCUGUGUGGUCGCAUCCAGGAAGACAGUCCUGAACAGCAAGUGUCACUAGAGCAGGAGGUAUCCAAGAAAGUACAGAAAUCCAGGAACAGGACAUCAGAAGCCAGGGAGUCAUUGGCCAGAAGAGAGUGCAGCCAAGGAGGAAAUGCCAAGAUGGAGGAAAAGAAACCCACAAAGCUGCCCCAGAAUAUCCCCUCCCAGCAGGAAGAAAUGCCGGUGGCCUCCAAGAAAAAGAAAGGGAAAUUAAAGCUGAAGGUGAAGAAGAAAGGUUUGGUGCAGUCGGAGAAUACCUUGACAGAAGAUGACAGUGCAAAAGCAGCAGGAAGUGGGAGCAAAGUGGGAGGUGUCACUGUCUGCCGUCCCAGCAACAAGGUUGCCCAAGAGAACCCCAGAGUUCUGGAAACAGCUGCACCCCCAGCAGGACAAAGCACAAAGAAGAAAAAUAAAAGACUGAAAAAUAAAGUCAAAUCUCAGGAAUCAUCACAGACCCAGCCAAACGAGCACCUAUCAAGCACUUUUGAUUUGUAUCGGAGAGCCAUGCUGGCUCUGAAAAUGCAGCCACAGGGCCGGAAGCCACAGUCUACAACCACUCCCUAAAUGAGGUGCUCCACACUUUCCCUUGGGACUGGGGAUUCAAAGUGGUACUAAGAGAAUUGAAGAAACUGCAGCAGCGAGGCCAAACCUGAUUCUGAGGUGUUCCAAGCUCAUCUUUCUCUGCAAGAUGUUGCAAGGUGUUUAAAGGGGCAGGUGUUAGCAUACAGUUGGUAGUCGACGGAAAGAGCCCUCCCCAAAUGGAAAGCUAGGGAGCUUCCUGCCUGUCGCUGUUUUCGAGGGGGUUAAAUCAAAUACUGGCAAAGUAAAGUUGUACAAUUAUAAGAGGUCUUGUGCAACAAAUCCGCUUCCCUCAAAACACUGAACUUCUUUUGCAAUAAGCAAUGGGAAAGGCACUGGAAUGUGUGGGAUAAUGCUAGUUUUGACAAAAGGAUCAUCUUAACUUCAUGGAAGCAAAACAUAACAAAUCCUCGUUAAAUAGCCAAUGGCAGCUAAUUUUCCUGCAACGAAAUCAGGAUGAAUGCUCCACUAACAAGGCAACUGGAUGCAUCCCUGGUCUCAGAAGUAGAAGAGUGGGGUGCCUUCAGACCUCCUCCAAGUCAUUUUGCUACCUGAGGCAGAAGACAAGAUGAUGUGUCCGCCGCGCCCUAUUCUACACAAGAAGCCGAACAAGAUUGGUGGUUGAAUCUUCCUUCAGCAUUGGCAACAAAACAGCAUCUCCACCAUGCCUGAAGGUAGCAGACUUGCCUAGGGAGCACAUUGUAGGCCACAUGUGCGCACAGCUCCCCAGAAUCUUGCUGCUGUUCCCUGCCUCCCAGCAUUUCCUGCCUGAGCUGGUUUCCUCAUUCUGCCUAAUAGCUGAGUUGGCCCUGGGUGGCUCUGGGGCAGCGAUGGAGAAGUGAAAUAUACUCAGAGUCAAGAAGAACCUUUUUCAUUUCUUUGAUGGCUAACUUUUCA
Podarcis raffonei (Aeolian wall lizard) is the source of this 2295-nucleotide messenger RNA. It is a transcript of the gene ARL13A, whose product is annotated as ADP ribosylation factor like GTPase 13A. Gene Ontology annotation, biological process: non-motile cilium assembly; receptor localization to non-motile cilium. Gene Ontology annotation, cellular component: ciliary membrane; non-motile cilium. Gene Ontology annotation, molecular function: GTP binding; GTPase activity. The record is from RefSeq and is a predicted model, not a curated record. The transcript has 10 exons. NCBI's taxonomy places the organism in Eukaryota, Metazoa, Chordata, Lepidosauria, Squamata, Lacertidae. The coding region runs from base 124 to 1383 and encodes 419 amino acids.